Molecule: messenger RNA, 5713 nt
Organism: Rhineura floridana
Lineage: Eukaryota; Metazoa; Chordata; Lepidosauria; Squamata; Rhineuridae
Gene: RPRD1A
Product: regulation of nuclear pre-mRNA domain containing 1A
Exons: 8
Coding region: 380-1225 (281 amino acids)
Biological process (GO): mRNA 3'-end processing
Cellular component (GO): RNA polymerase II, holoenzyme
Molecular function (GO): RNA polymerase II C-terminal domain binding
Source: RefSeq, a predicted model, not a curated record
AUCGCGCUACUGCAGCGCCGCCGGCUCCCCUCCCGCUCCCUCGGGGUAGCCUUGGCUUUCUCGCCUGAGGGAGAAGGAAGCGUGGCGAGCGCUGCUGUCGCAGCUUGUCCGGCGGGUGGGUUGCCUCGUAGGCUGCCCGCCGCGGCCUGUGUGGCAAAGCGGCGCGCGACCAAGAGGAGCCCGAGAAGAUACUUGUGGGAGCAUGGUGGACAUGCUACCCGGCGCGCCUGCAUCCCGUAACCUUUCCUUCUGCGGGGUGGGCAGGAAGGGCGCGGAGGAGGCCUGCUAGGGAAGGGCUGCGUAAGGACAGGAUCGUUUUUUAACAGUCACUUCACUGGUAGGAGCCCAGGGCGGCGACUGUUGACUCUGGUUCGUUGAGAUGCUCAGAAUCAGAACUACAGGAAUAUCCCGCAUUAACGUACGCAAUGGGUCCAGAGCGACAAAACCAAACAGAAAGCUGACAUUUUUGUAUCUGGCCAACGAUGUUAUUCAGAACAGCAAAAGAAAAGGACCAGAAUUUACAAAAGAUUUUGCACCUGUCAUAGUGGAGGCCUUUAAACAUGUUUCCAGUGAAACUGAUGAAAGUUGUAAGAAGCACCUUGGCCGUGUGCUCUCUAUUUGGGAAGAAAGGUCUGUUUAUGAAAAUGAUGUAUUGGAACAGCUUAGACAGGCUUUGUAUGGUGAUAAAAACCCAAGAAAACGCCCAUAUGAACAGAUAAAUGUUGAAGACAAUAACUGCUCAACACAAAGUUCUCCAUGUGAUCCUCCACAGACUGCAGAUCUCAUAAGAGCAUUACAAGAAUUGGAAAAUGCAGCCUCUGGGGAUGCAGCAGUUCAUCAGAGGAUAGCCUCAUUACCUGUAGAGGUCCAAGAUGUGUCCUUGCUUGACAGAAUAACAGAUAAAGAAUCAGGAGAGCAGCUUUCCACGAUGGUAGAUGAUGCAUGUAUGUUGCUGGCGGAUUACAAUGGCAGGUUGGCAGCUGAAAUAGAUGAUAGAAAACAGCUAACUCGGAUGUUGUCAGACUUUCUGCGAUGCCAAAAAGAAGUCCUCUCAGAGAAAGAGCAAACAUUGGAAGAAUACAAGCGCAAGUUAGCCAGAGUCUCUCAGGUACGGAAAGAACUCAAGUCACGUAUCCAGACCCUUCCUGACCUUUCAAGACUCCCCAAUGUCACAGGAAGUCAGGUGCAUCUUCCGUUUGCAGGAGAUGUCUAUAAUGAUGAUUGACAUUCAGAUGUUCCACUGGAAAGAGGAAUUGGUCGGAUUGAUGGAUAUUAUUUUUGUAUAUUUGUUGGGAGUAGCACUGAAGUGUUCUAAUUUAUAAGAAAUGUCAAAUGUUGCUUUGUUUACUAUUUUACUGAAAGAGUGAUGAAGCAGGUACUAUAAGAGGCAGCAUCUGUGUUAUUAUGUUUAAAAGAGAGAUUAUUGCAAUUAACUUUUGUACUCUGAUUAGACCCAGUAGAAAAUUGUUUCUAUUUUUAUUUUUCUUACGUGAUCUUUACUGGAUAUGGUUCUGUUAAUUAAACUUAGCAUAAGAAUCUGCGCUUAGCAAGUGAAGAAAUACAGAAAUUGAUCUUUUGGUUGCAAAAGAUAACUCCUGCAACUUGGUUUGAAAUGUGACAGUAAUCGUUUUCUUCUCCAAAAAAGUCAAUUGUCUUAAUAUUAUGUCAUUUAAAAAACUUUGAAUACAAAUCAUAUUAAAAGCAGAUGUUGAAUGACCAAAAAUGACCUUAUUUAAGUGAAUUAGAACACUGAAUGUUAUAGAAUGUUACUAAUAAUCAUUCCUCCUCUCUUGCAAGCUGAUUUUUUAAUACUGAAUGACCAUAUAUUUGCACAAUAACACUUUUCUAGACCAGUCUCAGUCGAAAAACCUCAUCUUAGAAAACAAACAGGCCAGUAGGGGUAGUCUGGAAGCAACUGGUAUAUCAGACUGAAUCUGUAUUUAUUUUCAAUUAACUGUGCUUAAUAGUAAAAGAAAAGCUUAACAGUUCAAUCCUGUACAUGUCUGCUCAGAAGUAAACCCCACUGUAUUCAGUAGGGCUUACUUCUAGUUAAGUGUGCAUAGGAUUGAAGCACAAGAACAUAUUGCUGUGUGUGCUAUAUUGAUUAGGUGGAGCUUUAAACUAUCCUCUUUUCUGUAAUGGGGAACUCACCCAGUGAAGUAAACAAGGGGGAUUGCUGCCAUGUUAGUUGCUAGAAGAUUCUUAACAAUUCACUCCCCAGCUCAAAAUAUUAACACUGAGAAAAUUUAUACUUGACGACCCAUGGGAGAGAUGAAUACAUGCUGAUGUCCCCCCUGCCUCUCAGCAUAUUUACCUAUUUACUUGCACAGACCACUUCCCAUAUUGUCUAUGAGCCAGGAGUCUAAAAAUGGGCAGGUGGUUACCAUCUGGGGCUAUAUUUGUCAUGGGUACCAGUCACAAAAUAGCUGAUGCAGGGCAUGGCAUAACACAAAAUGACUGCCACAUCUUAAAAGAUCAAAAAAAGAAAGAAAAAAGGAGGACCACAAAAUGGUUCAGACAUGCCCCCCCCCAGCAGGAAAAAGGUAUCUACUAUUGUGCACUUUUUCAGUAAUGCUCUCAAAAAUUAUAGACUGAAAUCUAUACUUUCAAUACUUUAUGGAUGUUUUCCAGUAAAUGUGGCCCCCCAGGACCCAAAUAGGGCAAAACAUGUAAUACCUGUAGCCCCAAACUGGUUGUUAUGAUGUUAAGGUAUUUUUUUCAGUGACAGCUACUCAUUACCAAAUCGCUAACAUGGCUGAAAAUUUUUGAAAAUUUACCCCAGAUAAUAACGGCCCACCCCUUCGGACUCAUAGACUGUUAAAAUUUCAGAUACUGAAGUGACUGGUGGGUGUUAGCGCCCCUUUCUGUGACUUAGAAUUUUAAGUCAGGAAAUGGGCUUAAGGGACACUGCCCUGCUCUCUGGUCUACUUUUAACUCUUCACUGUCACCCUUAAACUAUAGACCAGUGACAUGGAUUACAUUUCCACUGCUGGAAAAAUGUUGCAUGGUAAUAGGCAGACAAAACAAAUUGUUUCACAACAAACAUACUAUUUUGAAUAUAGCUGCUUAAAUAUGUGAAAAUAUAGUUCCUCUUUCUCAGACAAGACCCUCAUAGAGUUAGUAUGUAAACAUACUGGCACAGUUUGUUAUUGUUGCUACAUCUCCCUUAUUAUAGCAAUUUUAGUUAUAAGCCAUUUCAUUGUCAGUCUUGAAUGCAAAACCCAGUUGCAUCCACUUCUAGUACAUCACAGUUUCAGCAUGAAACAUCUAAGGUCAAUUAAUUUUGAAUGAAGUACAUGCUUACACUUCUUCCAAUGAAAUAAGUGAGAAAUAAAAGUGCUUAAUCUUUUGUGUCUUGCUCUAAUUUUAUGGAAGAUGCAAACCAUGAGAAAAAAAUACUUUUCACUUGUAUUUUAAACAGCUUGUCCCUAACAGUUUGAAGGUUUUUGAUUUUAUUUUAGUAACAUAGUCCUAAAAUACUGAUAGACACAUGUAAGAAUGCAACAGUAUAUAAGGUGCUCAGUAGUCUCAGGCAAUGUUUCAAAUAAAACAUCUGGAAAGGGGGAUUUCAAAGUUGAAAAUUCUCCAUAUUGAUAAAUCGUUUUGUGGUUCAGGUAUACUACAGGUCUAAACUAUAAUUUUAUUUCUGCUUUUUCUAAUUCAUUCCAUUCCAAACAUUGGGUGGUUAUUACAUCCAGAUUUAGCAGAAUAUAAAUAAUUUCCUUUUCUUCCAAGAACACUUGAAAACUCAAUUCAUACCACAUAGGUUUGCAUAUCCUGGCUUUAUUUAUAUAUCAGGUUUUUGGCAUGUAAUGUUGAGCCAUAGAUUAGUGUUACAACCCCGUUAUUGAAACUGUAGUAAAUCAACUUGUAAUGUUCCCUGUUUGUUUCAAUAAACCGUACUAAACAGUAAACUACAGUUCUUUGUUUGGACAUAACAAGAAGCUGCAGUUAGUUGAAAAUGGUAGCAAAACCUACCAGUCUCCCCUCCCAUCUCGAGCAUGGCAUCAAAUAGGAGGAGAGUGAGUAUGAGUCCAAGUUUUGUGCACUUAAUUUAACAUACAUGGUGUAGUGUUACAUCAAACCAGGCCACUGAGCAUUGCUGAAACACUUGGUUAUAUGAUUAAUUUUUCUAUGUGUGAAUAUUUUUGUGGCAAAUAAAAGCACCCUUCUUUUACCAACGUGUAGAAAAUAAGCUGUUUGAAAAGGUGGUCUACAGAUAGAUUCAUAGUCUGCUCUUGGUAGAUAACUUUGGGGAAAAUGUUUACAUUCCAACUUGCAUCUGUUUUAUUAGGAGCCUAUGACAGCAUUCACAUACCAUGGAAAUCCAUAAAGCAUACUGUCAGACCCCUACUCUGGGUCUGGUCUCGUAAUGGAUCUCUCACACUGGCCCCAGCACAGGUCUGUCAUGAUCCCACUACUAGGUGGCACCACCUGACACUCUGUAAGGCAAUACUGCCCCGAGACUGUGCCUUAGUCUCCUCCUCAGAUUACUACCUAGUGUCUGGGUGCACUUACAGGCUACAACCCCCCUGUAUCUUUCUGCCUUUAAAGAUUACAGCCCUGGGUUGCUUUGGAUACCUGCUGCUGUUACACUAUCCCUUCACCGCUGCCACCAUUGAUACUGUUCCCAGCUUUGGUAUUUGCUCUGCCCACCCUUCUGGUCUGUAAUAUCCCAGCCAAGGAUCAGGCGUGUUGUUGAAACAAAACUAUUUAUUUAUUAACACAAGGAAAAAACAAGAUUACUUUACAUUCAGUCAACAUGCGUGUGGUUACAUAUAACAGUUUUCUCUUUAUAUAUCUUAGUCCUAAAGCCUGCCUCACUACCUGCCUAAACACAAAUCCACCCCUUCAAAACCCAGAACCAACAACCAACCAACCCUCUCCAACUGUCAUCCUCUCAUUUAUACCUUCAACCACCCAGACACUCAGCCAAUCACAACUCAAAUUCUUCAACAUUCCAACUCAUAUACUCCCCUCUCCCAACUCUCUCUACUUACCAUAUUUACACUACAAAACCCGCACUUACCAUAAAUACUGUGCAAAUAUAACAGGGGCAUCACACAUACCUCCCUGUGAUCAUUUCUGUUUUGGUCCAUACUCUUAGGAUCAAUGAAACACUAACCUUGGUUUGCCAUGACAUGCGUAUCAAUGCUUAUAACUUCUUUCUUCUAAACAGAUCAGGAUUGGUAAGCCAAGAACAAACUUUGAGAUCCAGGUUUCAAAAAUUUGAUGCCUUACUGAAAUACGACUUGUUGAAAAUACUUCCUCAAGGUAAAGAGGAGGUGGACACUAAUUAAAAAAAUAGAUACAGUCCAGCCAAAGGCAAGCCAUUUUUAAGUCCCAUUGAUUUCAGUGGUAUUUUGAAGUUUUUACUUUGGUAGACCAUGCCCACUCUUCUCCCCCACUCCCCAGGAUUUUAGUUUGAUUAGUGUAUGGCUAACCUAUUUAAAGUAGCUCAUUUGAGGUUUUUCCUCCAGUAUUAAUUUUUCAAGGAAAAACUUGUAUCUCUUUCUACAUUACAACUCAACUAACAUUCUCAGAUUGCCUGUAGAAACCAAAUUAUCACUAUAUUUCAUAUUCUAAACAUAGCCAUUCGUAUUUUGAGAAAAAUAGGGCUCAGAAGCUGUAAAUAUUCCCCAAGUAAAACCAGAGUUUCAGUGACAUACAAAGUUACUAAUUUUACCACAUUCAGAAUGUUUAAAUAAAUUAC